AGGAAUUUCCAAAGCUCAACAUAACCUCACAAAUUCCUGCCACGGAUCAGUGCCCGUUUCUUGUGUUUUAUUAUUUUGUGCAAAAAAAAAGCCAAAACUAUGGAGAAAUUGGAGAAGAAGGAAGUUUCUCAAGCUAUAAUUGUGGCGAAUAACUUCACGGACAAUUUCGCACCAUUCACGGACACAACUCCCGUGGCACUUCUUCCCAUUGUGAAUGUUCCCUUCCUGGACUAUGCCAUUGAAUUCCUGAAUUUUAGUCGAAUUGAGGAAACCUUCAUUGUGGUCAGCAGUGGGGUGGAUCAAGUGAGGAGUCACAUUGAGAAAAGACUGAAGGAGUACUACAUCUGGUCCGUGAAGAUGACAAUCACAGUAAUUGGAUCCGAGGGGAGUCAUUCAAUUGGGGACGUGCUGCGUGAUAUUGAAGCCAAGGGCCUCAUCCGGGGGCACUUUAUUCUCAUGACCGGAGACACCGUCUCCAAUGCCAAUUUAAUCCCCCUGCUGGAGAGGCACAAGCAAAUUGCCAAAUACGACAAGGGUGCCUGCAUGACUGUCAUGUACAUGGAACUCCCGCCCUGCAUGCGUACCGGAGAUGAAGUCACCGUGGCUGUGGAUCGCCUCAAUAGUCGCUUGCUGACGCAUCAGCGGCAAAAUCCCCUUAAUCGCGAAAGGAAUUUCACCUUUGACCUGGAAUACUUCAAACUCCCAAGUUCCGCGGAGAUUCGGCAUGACUACGCUGAUCCACAGAUUGCCAUUUGCUCCCCAAUGGUUCUCACCCUGUUUGCGGACAACUUUGACUUUGAGACCCGCGAUGACUUCAUCCGGGGGCUGCUGAUUAACGAAGAAAUCCUCGACAGUCGCAUCUAUGUGGCUGAACUGCCGGCCGGGGAGUACGCCAUGAAGGUCAGCAAUUGGCAAAAGUAUAAAAUUGUCAGCAAUGACAUCAUCCACCGCUGGACGCAUCCCCUAUCCCCGGAUAUGGGAAUCGGCCGCAUGAAGCUGCAGUAUCACAUCUCGAAGAAUUUGGUGUACAAAAAUAAGAGCGUUCAACUGGCCAGGAGUAGUGUUCUCAAGGAAAGUCUCGUCAUUCACGAAGACAGCUCCGUUGGGGACAAUUCCUGGCUAUCACAGUGUGUUGUGGGCAGACGCUGUCGAAUUGGGAGGAACUGCAAAAUCUCCAAUUCCUUCAUCUUCGACGACGUGGUGAUUGAGGACAACGUUCAGUUGGAUCACUGCAUCAUUGGGCAGGGAGUGGUUAUCAAAGGAAACACAACAGUGUCCGGAGGAUCAGUUUGUGGUGAUCGUGUAAUCAUCCCUGACAGCUCAACAAUUGACAAACUCACCAUUCAAGCUGACCCUCCGGAAUUCUCUGCACCUGCCCAAAAACUAGGCAAUUCCGCCUACAUUGUCGUGGAGGAAGAAGAUGACGAAGCUGGAGACUCAGAAGAUGAGGAAAAAGACACCGCACAGACGAGAAUUAAACGAAUGAUUGUGGAUGAUUGUGCCGAUGUGGAGAGUGAUGUGAGCUUAAGUAGUGACGAGGAGGAAUCUCAUCGUGCAUCACCAGUUCCGGAAGAUGCCAAUAUCUUCCUAUCGGAAGUUAUUGAUUCCCUUAAGAGGGGCUUUGAGGAGAAAUCUAAUCCGGAAUUUCUUGUUCUUGAAAUUAAUUCAUCCCGCUAUGCCUACAAUAUGUCCCUGUCUGAGGUGAAUUUCUACGUUGUUCAGGCAAUCUUUCACCUGUCACCCCUCACAGAUGCCACAACAAACGUCCUGGCGGCUCUCAAGCAAAUCUACAACCAUUUGGGACCUGUGCUGAAGAACUACAUCAAAGGAGAAGCAGCCAUGGAGGAUUGUCUCAAAGCAAUUCAGGAUGUGUGCCAGGAGAAGGAUAACAUCAAGCCAAGAGUGUCACAAAUUGUCCAUUUCUUUUAUUCUGUGGAUCUCGUGAGUGAGGAAGCGGUGGUGGCGUGGUAUGAGAACCUCGAUGACGAUGCUAAAUGGCUCAGGGAUGGCCUCAAGAAACUCAUUGUAUGGUUCCAGGAAGCAAGUAGCGAUGAGAGUAGCGAAUAAGAUUGAGAAAAAAAUUUUAA
Molecule: messenger RNA, 2087 nt
Organism: Lutzomyia longipalpis
Lineage: Eukaryota; Metazoa; Arthropoda; Insecta; Diptera; Psychodidae
Gene: eIF2Bepsilon
Product: translation initiation factor eIF-2B subunit epsilon
Exons: 4
Coding region: 100-2067 (655 amino acids)
Cellular component (GO): eukaryotic translation initiation factor 2B complex
Molecular function (GO): translation initiation factor binding; guanyl-nucleotide exchange factor activity; translation initiation factor activity
Source: RefSeq, a predicted model, not a curated record